Perkinsus marinus ATCC 50983 is the source of this 625-nucleotide messenger RNA. Its product is annotated as cathepsin L, putative. The record is from RefSeq and is a predicted model, not a curated record. The annotation marks the transcript as partial. The transcript has 6 exons. Lineage: Eukaryota; Perkinsozoa; Perkinsida; Perkinsidae. Gene Ontology annotation, molecular function: cysteine-type endopeptidase activity. Gene Ontology annotation, cellular component: lysosome.
AUACGAUCAUGACUUUGGCGAAGAGGAUGUCAAGAGACUUGCCAUCUUUCACGACAACCUCAAGUUCAUAGAUGAAGUAAAUUCAAGGAACCUUUCAUACAAGCUGGGUAUCACUCCUCUCACUCAUCUUACAAACGAUGAAUUCAGAGAGUUCGUCACAAGAGGAUACUCCCUUGGUGACUGGCAGCAAACGAUGUUGCGAGGAAUCCACUCCGAGGCCCAAACAUUCGGAUUUGAGGGCUCGGUCGAUGAUGAUCUGCCGAUGAGGGUCGACUAUGUCGAAAAAGGUUGGGUUACUGAUGUGAAGUCCCAAGGAACUGUAUGCGGCAGCUGCUGGGCUUUUGGCGUUGCUGGUGCAUUGGAAGGCCUCCACAAGAAUGUUACUGGUCAGCUUGUCUCUCUCUCGGAGCAAGAACUUAUCGACUGCAGUACAGCCUACGGCAAUCAAGGAUGCAAUGGUACACGUCAUUUGAACGAUUUCUACGAGUAUGUUGCGGAUCAUGGUUUGGAAACUGAAAGAGCUUAUAAAUAUGUAGGAAAAGAUGGUCAGUGUCGUCGCAAUGUUAGUAAAGACGCCGUUAAGUACACUCAUCUGUGGGAUGUCUGGGGUCUUCCAAAACUAUAA